Molecule: messenger RNA, 1678 nt
Organism: Schistosoma mattheei
Lineage: Eukaryota; Metazoa; Platyhelminthes; Trematoda; Strigeidida; Schistosomatidae
Source: the annotation of a GenBank genome assembly
CGUAAAUAUACAUUUCAGCAAAUUUAUGAAGACCAUAGAUGUACUGUGUUUUCGGAUUAUUUUUUGUCCCUAUAGUUUUAAGCUCUACAAUUUCUAUUUCAUGGCAAAAUCAUCACUCACAAGCAGAUAUUGAACGCAUAAUCAAAAGAGUUAUCGAGAAAUGCCCUGAUAUUUCUUAUGCUUACUACUUAACAACCGGUCGUAUCACCACAACACCGAAUUUAAACAGACUGUUUGUGAUAGCUUUCGGGAAGUAUGCCAACACAUCUGUGAAAGGCAUACCGGAGUUCAAGUAUAUUGCCAACAUGCAUGGAGAUGAAGUUGUUGGAAGAGAGCUGUUAAUACGUUUGGCUGUCUACCUGUGUGAUGAAUUUAUCUCACAAAACACAUUCGUCCACAAACUGCUUAACCGAACGAGAAUCCAUAUUUUGCCCUCAAUGAACCCGGAUGGUUGGGAAGUCGCCGCAUCUAACAAAAAAUUUCAUGAAUUAGGAAGAUGCAAUUCUAGGAAAGUGGAUCUCAACAGGGACUUUCCUGACUUGACAAAAAAGUUUUAUAUCAAUCUGCGUAAUGGUGGACCUUUGGACCAUUUACAACCUGAUGAAAUCGAUGUGGAGAAGGCGCAAGUAGAGACAAGAAUGGUAAUGGAAUGGUUAGAAAAAAUCAAUUUUGUGCUGGGUGCUAAUAUACACGGUGGUGAUUUGGUUGCAAAUUAUCCGUUUGACAAGUCAAUAACAGGGAAUUCUGCCGAAUCUAUUACACCAGAUAACCCUACUUUUGUUGAGCUAGCAGAAUCUUAUGCUGAUCAUCAUCCACGAAUGAAAAAAGGGAUUAAAAAGUGCUAUGACUCCGAUAACCAUUUCAGUGAUGGCAUUACAAAUGGUGCAAGAUGGUAUUCGUUAAAUGGAGGAAUGCAAGAUUACAAUUAUCUGCACACGAAUAGUUUUGAAAUAACUUUGGAAUUGGGUUGUGAAAAGUAUCCCAACGCUUCCGAAUUACCAAGAUAUUGGAAUGAAAAUAAAAUGUCACUGCUCAACUAUAUUUUGCAAGUCCAUAGAGGUAUUAAAGGCACUGUAUAUGGAUAUAUGGAAAAUACACACAUUCCAAUAGAAUACGCAAUCAUCAAGGUAACAAAUAUAACUGAUCCAACUAGUCGCACUCCCAUACUUCACAACGUAAAUACAGAUCAAUUUGGAUAUUAUUAUCGACUUCUUACAGAAGGCAAAUACAUAGUUACCGCCUCAGCUGAUGGUUUUAUACCAUCUAUGGCUUGUGUUGAUGUACAACACACACCGUCUAUAAAUGCACCAUUUGUUGAAGCACAGCAAGUAAAUUUCCUACUAUUACCAACAAACUUCAAAAGAUAUAAUGAAUUAAACAGUAUUACAAUCCCACUCGUUUCCAAGCCAUUUCACGUCAGUGGUUAUCUACAUGAUAAAUUAUGCUUAAAACAGUAUAAUGAAAUUAUGAAUAUGAUACCACAAACCACAUGGGUCGACGAAGACAGUUUAGCUUGAGAUUACUCAUACCUUACGGACAUAUCAAUUUUAGAAAAUACAGAGAAUAUAUUCAAAUUAUAAUCAUAGAUUAAAUGCUCUAUUAAAUAUAAUUGUCCAAUACUCAUCUUGAUUAAAAGUUAUGACCAGUUGUAGUACGUAUAUAAAAUAACAAAUUGAAG